This is a messenger RNA of Cicer arietinum (chickpea), 2362 nucleotides long. RefSeq names its product phytyl ester synthase 1, chloroplastic. Lineage: Eukaryota; Viridiplantae; Streptophyta; Magnoliopsida; Fabales; Fabaceae. Gene Ontology annotation, cellular component: membrane. The record is from RefSeq and is a predicted model, not a curated record.
AAUUAUAAGAAAGAAAAAGAACCAACUUUUUUCACUUGUUCCAAAAGAAGCCGUUGCAGUUAAGUUGAUAGUUCAUGUUCAUCAUCUGAAAUGGUUUCAGUAACAAUUGGUUUCCAUGUUUCACCCAUUUCAACCAUAACAUCUCAAAGAAAACAUCUUCAUCGCUUUCAAGUCCAUCAACAAUCCCGUAACUUAGAUGUCUUAUCUUCUGAAUCUGAUUCAUUAAACAUAGCUUCUUUAGUUGUUGACACAAACCAAAAUGGUUCUACGAUUAAGGAGCAAAACAAGGUUUUGCGUUCUAGUAGAGUUGUUGAAGAGAAGAAGAGUAAUGAAGAACAAGUUGGUUUGGUACCUCUUUGGGAUGAUGGGUAUGGAAAUCGUACUGUGGAAGAUUACUUCUCUGUGGCUAAAGAUCUUUGCAAGAGUGAUGGUGGGCCACCACGUUGGUUUUGCCCAAAUGAAUGUGUUGUUCCUUUGAAUGAUUCUCCCACUCUUAUGUUUCUACCUGGGAUGGAUGGAACUGGAUUAGGUCUCUCUUUGCACCAUCAAGCUCUUGCCAAGUUUUUUGAAGUUCGUUGCUUCCAUAUUCCUGUUCAUGACCGAACGCCAUUUGAAGGGCUGGUGAAACUUGUUGAAGAAGCUGUUAAAAUUGAGCAUGCUCUAUCCCCAAAGAAGCCAAUUUAUCUGGUAGGUGAUUCCUUAGGUGGUUGCCUCGCACUUGCGGUUGCUGCUCGUAAUCCAACCGUUGAUCUAGUACUUAUUUUAGUCAAUCCUGCUACAUCCUUUGGUAGAUCUCAGUUACAACCUUUGUUACCUAUCUUGGAGGCUUUACCUGAUGAACUACAUGUAACUGUUCCAUUUCUUCUUAGUUUUGUCAUGGGUGAUCCAGUGAAGAUGGCAUCAGUCAAUAUCGGAAAUAAGCUUCCUCCUACAAAGAUAAUUGAACAACUGUCAUACAACCUUACUUCAUUGCUGCCAUGUCUUCCUGAGCUGGCUAAUAUUAUACCAAAAGACACUCUUCAUUGGAAAGUUAAACUUCUCAAAUCAGCUGCUGCAUAUACUAAUUCGCGUCUGCAUGCCGUCAAAGCUGAAGUACUUGUGCUAGCUAGUGGCAAGGAUAACAUGCUCCCCAGUGUAAAUGAAGCUCAAAGACUUGCUGGUACAUUGAAGAACUGCAAAGUUCGUAUCUUUAAGGACAACGGACACACCCUUCUUUUGGAAGAUUCUAUUGGUCUGUUGACAAUCAUCAAAGGGACUUGCAUGUACCGUCGUUCGAGGAGGCGUGAUUUGGUCAUGGACUUCCUUCCCCCCAGUACGACAGAAUUCAGAUAUGCAAUGGAUCAAGUAGUUGGAUUAUUUCGUUCUGUUACUGGAUCUGUGAUGUUCUCUACAUUAGAGGAUGGAACGAUUGUAAAAGGUCUGUCUGGUGUUCCAGAUGAAGGUCCUGUCUUAUUCGUUGGUUAUCACAUGUUGGUGGGAUUAGAACUUAUCUCACUUAUAGACGAAUUUAUAAGUCAGAAGGGUAUUGCUCUUCGUGGAAUAGCACAUCCCGAACUGUUUACAGGAAAAAUUGAGAGUUCUUCUUCUGAGUUUUCUUUGGUUGAUUGGGUUAAGGUAUUUGGUGGGGUGCCUGUUUCAGCAAGCAAUCUUUUUAAAUUACUUUCAACAAAAUCUCAUGUUCUACUAUAUCCCGGUGGCGCACGCGAGGCUCUUCAUUUUAAGGGUGAAGAAUACAAAUUGAUUUGGCCUGAUCAUCCAGAAUUUGUGAGAAUGGCAGCACGAUUUGGCGCCACCAUUGUGCCAUUUGGAGUUGUCGGUGAAGACGAUAUAGCUGAAAUAGUUCUUGACUACAACGACUUAAUGAAGAUUCCGUUAGUCAACGAUUACAUCAGAAGCAUUAAUCAAGACUCAGUUAAGUUUAGAGACGAGAGAAGUGGGGAGGUGGCAAACACAAAUUUAUCAUUUCCAGUGCUACUACCAAAAAUACCUGGUCGAUUUUACUAUCUAUUUGGGAAACCUAUAAGAAUGAAAGGAAUGGAGAAUUUAGUAAAAGACAAAGAAAAUGCCAACAAUUUGUACCUGAAGAUUAAGUCUGAAGUUGAACACAACAUAGAUUACUUGAUCAAGAAGAGGGAGGAAGAUCCUUAUAGGAAUUUAAUCGACAGGAAAUUGUAUCAGGCUUUAUAUCCAUCUGAAACUGAUCAAACCCCUGCAUUUAAGCCUUGAAAACUUGUUCAUCUAAUACAUUAUUAUUGUUGGUUAUUUUCAUGUAAUCAUAAUUAUUUGAACCUGAUAAAUAUAUGUGGACGGUCAUCAUUAAUAAAAUAAAUUAAUGGAGCUUUCUCUGUACCAAGAGAGUAUA